AUUAUAGUUAUUAAUUGGUUGUAACAUAUAGGAAAAAACUAUACUAAUAAUGUUAAAGACAUGAACAAUUUUUAAUUAUUUGGAGAUGAACAUUGUAUGGAAUUUAUUAAACGCAUGCUUGGUAUGGUCACAAGUAAACCCUUCAAAAUUCAAAAUGGCAGUGGUAAAGGGAGAGUAGGCAUAACUGCCUCUAGUUUAAAAGAGCUACGAGAUAAAGGAAAAGUCAAAUUAAACUUAAAAAAUGUUUCUAAAAUAGUUCUAGAGAAUGAUGGAACUGAAGUAAGAGAUGAAAAGUAUUUCAGAUGUUUACCAAGUCAAACAGUGUUGGUUUUUUUGGUAGAUGAUGAAGAAUGGGAUGGAUGUUUAACUUAUUUGAAACUAGCUAGUGAUAAGCUUUUGAAGUAUAGUACCCCUGAUCAAGAAGCUUAUAAAAAAAUCAACAAUUUAUUAUGUGAGCCUCAUUCUCCUGAGUUAUCUCUUUUAUUACAGUAUGUCAAUACUGUUAAUUCAAAUAUUGAUGCAGAACACAAAGAUGAAGAUCCAGAGUGGUUUGAAGGUAUUGCUCCAUCAAUUCAAUCAAAGAGUAAAGUCAUGAAAGAGUCAAUGAAAGGAAGGAUAAGAGGGUAUUUAUGGAAGAGUAAAGAAUUUAUUGAGAAAUCUAAACUCCCUUUAAAAUGUCAAAAAGAAUGCCAACUAAUUAUAUCACUUUUCAAAAGCAAACUUAAUGAAGAUGAUUAUUUUUCUCAUUAUUUUGAUCGAACUUCCCAAAAAGAAGAUCGUCUUUGUGACAAUCGUGGUUGGUUUAGUUGCCAAGGUGCUUUUAAUAAAAAAUUCUGCAAAAUGAGUCAUGCUAUUAAUCCAUAUUCUUCCAAGGACAGUCGUGUUCUUUUUAGCACAUGGAACUUAGACCAUAAAGUUGAGAAGUCUCGUGAAAUUCUACCUCAAUUAGUAAAGGCAAUCAAGGAAUGUCCUCCGGGCAAACAAGUCAACGUCGAAUAUUUUUAUAGACUUCUGUUUACAUCUGAAAAUUUGAAACUUGUUGAUAUAAGAUGUCAUGCAAAGAAAAGACACUCUACUGAGCUGGUAGACAAAGAAAAAACUUAUAUUUAGCAUUCUAUUUUUUACUUUAUUUUUUAGCUUUUUAAUAUCUUUUGUAAGGAAAUUUUUGUAUGAUACUAAAGCAAGCAACUUGUCUCAAGUUAAGUCUCGAGCUCGAGUUUUAAUAAUUGAAUAAUCAGGUGAUCAAGAUGAAAUUUAAUAAAACUUUAUAAUUUUAUUGAGUAGUUAAGUUUAACCAUCAGUUAUUGAAAUUUUUGUUUUACGAUUAUACAAUUGCAGCAUUUUUCUAAUCAAGAAUAUAAACAAAAAUGUAUGUAACCUUGAGACUUUUGAAUAUAAACAAAAAUGUAUGUAAUCUUGAGACUGUCUAAUAUAAAUAUAGAGACGAGAAAUAUCCCAACGA
Hydra vulgaris (swiftwater hydra) is the source of this 1462-nucleotide messenger RNA. RefSeq names its product DNA fragmentation factor subunit beta. Gene Ontology annotation, molecular function: DNA endonuclease activity. The record is from RefSeq and is a predicted model, not a curated record. Gene Ontology annotation, biological process: apoptotic process; apoptotic DNA fragmentation. Gene Ontology annotation, cellular component: cytoplasm; nucleus. NCBI's taxonomy places the organism in Eukaryota, Metazoa, Cnidaria, Hydrozoa, Anthoathecata, Hydridae.